Molecule: messenger RNA, 15044 nt
Organism: Gadus morhua (Atlantic cod)
Lineage: Eukaryota; Metazoa; Chordata; Actinopteri; Gadiformes; Gadidae
Gene: huwe1
Product: HECT, UBA and WWE domain containing E3 ubiquitin protein ligase 1
Exons: 83
Coding region: 395-14245 (4616 amino acids)
Biological process (GO): protein polyubiquitination; ubiquitin-dependent protein catabolic process; Golgi organization
Cellular component (GO): Golgi membrane; nucleus; cytoplasm
Molecular function (GO): protein binding; zinc ion binding; ubiquitin protein ligase activity
Source: RefSeq, a predicted model, not a curated record
AUGACUUGUCAAGUCUAGUGUCUAGAGCCUAUAUGCUACGGAUACAUGCGCGCGUUGUCGUCGAAAAAUGACCAGGAUCAAAGUGCUAUGACGGACGUUUAAAGCUAUAUGCCGUGCCAGUUGAUGCACACUAUUAACUGGAAUACUACGAAAUACGCCAACUCGCAGUGUCACGAUAGACUCGUAUGGGAAUGAUUCAGCGAGUAAUUCUACGUUCCUGCUUUGCGUUCAAGUAGCUAGCAAGCUAGCUAGCCAACGCGUGCUACGACUUGCUAGCUGAAAGGCCGGGUUGUUAAAAAGUGGACCAAUUGAUGUUGUGGUAAAGUGCAAAAAACAUGCUGUUAAGUGGGUACUGCCAAACUACUUAUUGAGCCACAAAUAGAAAGUAGCGACAAUGAAGGUCGACAGAAGCAAGUUAAAGAAAACCCCUACAGAAGCUCCUGCAGACUGCAGGACCCUUAUAGAGAAGCUCAAGGCAUGCAGUGAUGAGCAAUUGCUUGUGGAGCUUCAGCACAUUAAGACCUGGAAUAUUGGAAAGUGUGAGCUGUACCACUGGGUGGACCUACUGGACCGUUUCGAUGGAAUUCUAUGCGAUGCAGGCCAGACUGUGGAGAGCAUGUCAUGGCUGCUGGUGUGCGACCGGCCAGACAACGGGCACCUCAAGGCCCUGCUGCUGGCUGUGCUCAAUUUCACCGCCUUGCUCAUUGAGUACAGCUUCUCCAGACACCUCUACAGCUCCAUAGAGCACUUAACCACCUUAUUGGCGUCAUGUGACAUGCAAGUGGUCUUGUCUGUACUCAACCUGCUGUACGUGUUCAGCAAACGCUCCAACUACAUCACAAGAUUGGGGUCUGACAAGAGAACUCCUCUUUUGGCCCGCCUGCAACAUCUGGCAGAGAGUUGGGGUGGAAAGGAGAACGGGUUUGGUUUGGCCGAAUGCUGCAGGGAUCUGCCCAUGUCGAAAUACCCACCCAGUGCCACAACACUGCACUUUGAGUUCUAUGCUGAACCAGGCCCUGAGGUCAAAGUAGAGAGAAAACAGACAAGCAGUAACACACUACACUAUAUUCACAUUGAGCAGCUUGACAAGAUUUCAGAGAGUCCGUCUGAGAUCAUGGAGUCACUGACAGUAAUGUACAACAUCCCAAAAGACAAGCAGACCCUUCUCUUCACACACAUUCGAUUGGCUCAUGGCUUCUCUAAUCACAAGAAGAGGCUACAGGCUGUACAGGCCCGCCUGCAUGCCAUUUCUAUACUUGUGUACUCCAAUGCGCUCCAGGAGUCCGCCAACAGUAUACUGUACAAUGGCUUGAUAGAGGAACUGGUAGAUGUGCUGCAGAUUACAGACAAACAGCUUGUGGAUAUAAAAGCAGCAUCUUUGCGCACUUUAACUUCAAUUGUCCACCUGGAAAGGACCCCUAAGCUUUCCAACAUCAUCGACUGCACCGGGACGGCGUCUUACCAUGGCUUCCUGCCUGUGUUGGUGCGCAACUGUAUACAAGCAAUGAUUGACCCUCUGAUGGAGCCCUACCCACAUCAGUUUGCCACAGCACUCUUCUCCUUCCUCUACCACCUGGCAAGCUACGAUGCCGGAGGCGAGGCACUCGUCUCCUGUGGUAUGAUGGAAGCACUACUCAAGGUGAUCAAGUUCCUUGGAGAUGAGCAGGACCAGAUAACCUUUGUGACCCGGGCGGUGCGAGUCGUGGACCUCAUCACCAACCUGGACAUGGCUGCCUUCCAGUCCCACACUGGCCUUACCAUCUUCAUCUCCAGACUGGAGCACGAGGUGGACCUGUCGAGGAAAGAGUGCCCUUUUGUCAUCAAGCCAAAGAUCCAGAGGCCGAGCACAGCUACUGAGUCUGAGGACAUGGACACAGACAUGGACAUGUCAGAAGUCUCUAUGGAGAGCAGCCCCGGCCCAUCCACAUCUUCUAGCUCUAGACCAGAAGUGGACCACCGAGUGCAGAGUGGCACAGCCAAUGCACCACGUGCAGGUAUGCAGUGUAUCCCCCAGAGAGCAGCUCUGUUGAAGUCUAUGUUAAACUUCUUAAAGAAAGCCAUUCAAGACCCUGCAUUUUCUGAUGGUAUCCGCCAUGUAAUGGACGGGUCAUUGCCUACCUCACUCAAGCACAUCAUCAGUAACGCAGAGUAUUAUGGCCCAUCACUCUUUUUACUGGCGACGGAGGUGGUGACGGUGUUUGUGUUCCAGGAGCCCUCCCUGCUCUCCUCCCUGCAGGAUAACGGCCUCACAGACGUCAUGCUGCAUGCGCUGCUCAUCAAGGACUGUCUCUCUCUGCAGGUUCCCGCCACUCGGGAGGUGCUGGGCUCCCUCCCCAAUGUGUUCAGUGCCCUGUGCUUGAACGCGAGAGGCCUGCACUCCUUCGUUCAGUGCCAGCCGUUUGAGCGCCUCUUUAAGGUGCUGCUCUCCCCGGACUACCUACCCGCUAUGAGGCGGCGACGGAGCUCCGACCCACUUGGGGACACUGCCUCAAACCUCGGCAGUGCUGUGGAUGAGCUCAUGAGGCACCAGCCCACUCUCAAGACGGACGCCACUACUGCCAUCAUUAAGUUGUUGGAGGAGAUCUGUAACCUUGGCCGGGCGCCAGAGUACAUCUGCCAGAAGCCGUCCAUCCAGAAGGCGGACGGCACAGUGGCCGUGCCCCCUGCCCGGUCCAGCCAUGCUGCAGAGGAGGCCUCCAGUGAAGACGAGGAGGAGGAGGAGGCCCUCCACACCUUCAGCCAGCAGCAGGGGGAGCCAGAGAGCAACAGGCAGUCAGUUCCACUUGAACUGGUGGUUGGCACAGAGGAGAGAAUACCUAUUCCUCUCAUGGAUUACAUCCUGAAUGUGAUGAAGUUUGUGGAAUCCAUACUGAGCAACAACACCACCGACGACCACUGUCAGGAGUUUGUCAACCAGAAGGGCCUCUUGCCCCUGGUCUCCAUCCUGGGCCUGCCCAACCUGCCCAUAGACUUCCCCACCUCUGCUGCGUGCCAAGCCGUGGCCGGUGUCUGCAAGUCCAUCCUGACGCUCUCUCAUGAGCCUAAAGUGCUCCAGGAGGGGCUCUGCCAGCUGGACAGCAUCCUCACGGCCCUGGAGCCCCUGCACCGGCCCAUCGAGGUCCCCGGCGGCUCUGUGCUACUCCGAGAGCUUGCCAAUGCCGGCCACGUCGCCGACGCCACCCUGUCGGCCCGCGCCACGCCGCUCCUGCACGCGCUCACCGCAGCGCACGCCUACAUCCUCAUGUUUGUCCACACCUGCAGAGUGGGACAGAGUGAAAUCAGAGCCAUCUCUGUGAACCAGUGGGGCUCCCAGCUUGGCCUGAGUGUCCUCAACAAGCUGAGCCAGCUGUACUGCUCUCUGGUCUGGGAAAGCACCGUCCUGUUGUCCCUCUGUACCCCCAACAGUCUACCACCUGGCUGUGAGUUUGGGCAGGCAGACAUGCAGAAACUUGUGCCCAAGGAGGAGAAGCCUUCUGGCAGCGCCACAGCGACCCCGGCGUCUGGCUCCAGGAGAACUGCUGAGUCUGAGGCAGUGGCUGUGGACUCGUCAGCCGGCGGUCUGCUGGAGGGCAUGGGUCUAGACGGGGACACGCUGGCUCCCAUGGAGACGGAUGAGCCCACCGCCACCGACCCCAAGGCCAAGUCCAAACUGACGCCAGCGAUGGCCACCCGGAUCAAGCAGAUCAAACCGCUGCUCUCAGCCUCAUCGCGUCUGGGCAGGGCUCUGGCUGAGCUGUUUGGGCUGCUCGUCAAGCUGUGUGUUGGCUCCCCUGUGCGUCAGCGUCGUUCCCAUCACGCCACCAGCACGGGCACGGCCCCGACGCCAGCGGCCCGUGCCACCGCCUCCUCCCUCACCAAGCUGCUCACCAAGGGCCUGAGCUGGCAGCCGCCACCCUACACCCCCACCCCCCGAUUCAGGCUGACCUUUUUCAUCUGCUCCGUGGGCUUCACGUCUCCCAUGCUGUUUGAUGAGAGAAAGUACCCAUACCACCUAAUGCUGCAGAAGUUCUUCUGCUCAGGCGGUCACGAUGCUCUGUUUGAGACCUUUAACUGGGCUCUGUCGAUGGGCGGUAAGGUGCCCGUCUCUGAAGGGCUGGAGCAUACUGAUCUGCCCGACGGCACUGGGGAGUUCCUGGACGCCUGGCUGAUGCUGGUGGAGAAGAUGGUGAACCCCAGCACCGUGCUGGACUCUCCUCACUCUCUGCCCGCCAAGGUCCCCGGGGUCACGCCCACCACGCCCCAGUUCAGCGCCCUGCGGUUCCUCAUCGUCACGCAGAAGGCUGCGUUCAGCUGCAUCCGCAGCCUGUGGAACCGGAAGCCCCUCAAGGUGUACGGAGGCCGCAUGGCCGAGUCCAUGCUGGCCAUCCUCUGCCACAUUCUGAGGGGAGAGCCGGUGAUCCAGGAGCGCCUGGGCAAGGAGCGGGAGGGCACGGCACGGCCAGAAGAGGAGGGGGCUCCCGCGGGGCCUCCGGCACCUACCGGGGCCCCCGGAGCUGCUCCGACCGCAGGAGAGGGCACCGCUGCCCCUGGGUCGGCCCCGGCUGCACCAGCCGCCGCCGGCUCAGCGGAGGACGCCACCAACUCGACCAACUCCACCCCUCGUCGGGAGCCCCAGGUCAACCAGGCGCAGCUCACGCAGCUGAUGGACAUGGGCUUCUCCAGAGAACAUGCCAUGGAGGCCCUGCUGAACACCACCACUAUGGAGCAGGCCACAGAGUACCUGCUCACUCACCCGCCCCCCCUUCUCAGCGGCGCUGUUCGGGACCUGACUAUGUCUGAAGAGGACCAGAUGAUGAGGGCCAUUGCCAUGUCACUAGGACAAGAGGUUAGCAUGGAGCAGCGCUCUGACUCUCCCGAGGAGGCGGCGAGGCGGCGCGAGGAGGACGACCGGCGGGCCCGGGAGCGGGCGGAGGAGGAGGAGGCCCGCUGUCUGGAGCGCUUCAUGGAGGCGGAGCCCCUGGACCCCCAGGAGCUGCACGCCUUCACGGACUCCAUGCUGCCCGGCUGCUUCCACCUGCUGGACGAGCUGCCCGACACGGUCUACCGCCUCUGCGACCUGCUGAUGACGGCCAUCAAGAGGAGCGGCCCCGAGUACCGAGACCUCAUCCUGGGCCAGGUGGUCCACCAGGUGUGGGACGCGGCCCGUGUGCUGAUCAAAGCAGCGGAGCCCCUGACGACCAGUGACACCAAGACGGUGGCCGAGUGGACCAGGCAGAUGGCCACGCUGCCGCAGGCCUCCAAGCUGGCCACGCGCAUCCUGCUGCUCACGCUUCUCUUUGAGGAGCUAAAGCUGUUGUGCACCAGAGUGGUGGAGCGAAGUGGAAUUCUUGACUUGCUGAUUAAGCUGCUUGAGGUGGUGCAACCCUGUUUGCAGGCUGCCAAGGAGCAGAAGGACAUCCAGACCCCAAAAUGGAUUACCCCAGUUCUUUUGCUUAUUGAUUUCUAUGAGAAGAUGGCCGUUUCUUCAAAGCGCAGAGCACAGAUGAACAAGUACCUGCAGCCUAAUGGCAACAACUGGCGGUGGUUUGACGACCGCUCUGGCCGCUGGUGUAGCUACAGCGCGUCCAACAACAGCACCAUCGACUCAGCCUGGAGGGCCGGGGAGAGCAGUGUGCGCUUCACCGCCGGACGGCGACGCUACACCGUCCAGUUCAACACCAUGGUGCAGGUGAACGAAGAGACGGGCAACAGGAGGCCAGUGAUGCUCACCGUCCAGAGAGUUCCUCGGUUGCCCAAACCCUCCAAGACCGGGGGCGCGGCGGACUCGGAGAGAGAGGAGGGAGAGAAGACCAAGCCGGAGGAAACCCAGACUGAAGUUGGUACCACAGCCCUCACAGCAGAACCGGGCGCAGCAGUGGAGAUGGCCGCCCCCAAAGAGGACACCAGUCCGCCGAAGGACGCGACGUCGACGGGACCCUCGGCCCCGCCGCCUGACCCGGACCCCGCCCAGGGCACGGACAUCGCCGUGGAGGGCUUGUCCGAGGACAUGACCACGGUGCUGAUCCGCGCCUGCGUCAGCAUGAUCAGUGUCCCGGUGGACCCCGACACCCUUCACGCAACGCUGCGCCUUUGUCUGCGCCUGACGCGCACGCACCACUACGCCAUGAUGUUCGCCGAGCUGAAGAGCACCCGCAUGAUCCUGGGGCUCACCCAGGUCUCCGGGUUCAACGGCUUCACCCCCCUCGUCACCCUGCUGUUCAGGCACAUCAUCGAGGACCCGGCCACACUGAGACACACCAUGGAGAAGGUGGUGCGGUCUGCCGUCACCAGCGGAGCGGGCAGCACCACCUCCGGGGUGGUGUCUGGCAGCCUGGGCUCCAGGGAGAUCAACUACAUCCUGCGUGUGCUGGGCCCCGCCUCGUGCCGCAACCCCGAGUGCUUCGCAGAGACGGCCAACAGCUGCAUCCGCAUCGCCCUGCCCGCACCGCGAGGCGCAGGCACCGUGUCUGAUGACGAGUUUGAGAACCUGCGCAUCAAAGGGCCCAAUGCCGUGCAGCUGGUGAAGACCACCCCCCUCAAGCUAUCCCCGCUGCCCACCAUCCCAGAGACCAUCAGGGAAGUCAUCUGCGACAUGCUCAACGCUCUGGCCGCCUACCAUGCACCUGAAGAGCCCGAGCGUCCAGAGGAGCGUGCUGCGGCGGCGGCAGCGGCGGUGGUGGUGCCUGGGGGCCAGGACCUGUCCCAGAUCCUUCAGGAUGUCGGGGACGACGUGUACCAGCAGUACAGGCUCACCAGACAGGGCAGCGACUUUGACUCACAGUCUGCCUUCCACAUCAAUCCCCAGGUGUUCGCUGCAGAUGGAGCUGUGGCUGACUCUUCCCAGUCUGGCACACCCCAAGGCGAGGCCUCCACGCCGGAGGAGUUGCGUGAGGAGAAGAAGGAGCAGGAGGGAGAGAAGGGCGCCGGCACUGAGGAGAGCAAAGCGGCUAAGGCCAAGGCUAGCAAGCCUCUGAUGCCCACCUCCACCAUCCUCAGACUGCUGGCCGAGUUGGUGCGCUCCUACGUGGGUAUCGCCACACUCAUCGCCUCCUACAGCUACACGGCCGGACAGUCGGAGCUCAUCAAGGAGGACUGCAGCGUUCUUGCCUUCGUGUUGGACCACCUGCUGCCCCACACCCAAAACUCUGAGGACAAGGACACGCCCGCACUGGCUCGACUAUUCCUGGCCAGUCUGGCGGCCGCCGGCACCGGCACGGACGCGCAGGUUGCCCUGGUGAACGAGGUGAAGGCUGCCCUCAGCAGAGCCCUGGCUAUGGCGGAAGGAGCAGAGAAGCACGCCAGGCUCCAGGCAGUGAUGUGCAUCAUCAGCACCAUCAUGGAGUCCUGCCCCUCCACCUCCAGCUUCUACAGCACGGCCACUGCCAAGACGCAGCACAAUGGCAUGAACAACAUCAUCCGCCUCUUCCUCAAGAAGGGCCUGGUCAACGACCUAGCACGUGUGCCACACAGCCUCGACUUGUCUAGUCCCAACAUGGCAAACACAGUGAAUGCUGCCCUCAAGCCCCUGGAGACCCUCUCUCGUAUCGUGAACCAGCCCAGCAGUCUGUUCGGGGGCAAGGGAGGCUCCAGCAAAAACAAGGCUGAACACGACACCGUGGGCGCUGCCAGGGACAGCAACAGCAACACCACGGACCAAGGAGAGCCAGGUGAGGCCGAGCCCGUGGAGGGAAGCAGGGUGCCGGGAGCGGACAGUGACCUGAUGGACGGAGAGACGGAGGCGGACACGGUGGUGAUCGCUGGUCAGCCAGAGGUCCUCAGCACCCAGGCCAUGCAGGUGGAGAAUGAGUUGGUGGAUCUGAUUGAUGAGCUUCUGGAACGGGACGCUGUCACAGUAAACAGCACCAUUAUAGUAGGACGCAGUGGUGAAGACGAAUCACAGGAGGAUGUGUUGAUGGAUGAAGCUCCCUCGAAUAUUAGCCAGACUUCCACUCUCCAGGCAAAUCGGGAAGACUCCAUGAACAUCCUGGAACCAGAGGAUGAAGAGCACACACAGGAGGAAGAUUCUAGUGGCAGUAAUGAUGAUGAAGACAGCCAGGAUGAAGAGGAGGAGGAGGAAGAAGAGGAAGAGGAGGAGGACCAGGAUGACGAGGAAGGAGACGAGGACGACGAUGACGAAGGUUCGGAGAUGGAGUUGGACGAGGACUUCCCAGACAUCAAUGCGGCGCCUCACAUCCGUUUCGAGAGGUUCGACCGGGACGACGACCUCAUCAUCGAGUUCGACAACAUGUUCUCCACAACCGCUGACAUCCCUCCCUCCCCAGGCAACAUCCCCAGCUCCCACCCCCUGAUGGUGCGCCACGCCGACCACGGCUCGCUCACGCUGGGGGCCGCGGGCACCAGCAGCCGCCUGGCACAGGGCAUGGGCCGCAGCCAGCGCACGCUGCGCCAGCUCACCGCCAACGCCGGCCACACCAUCCACGUCCACUACCCCGGCAACCGCCAGCCCAACCCGCCCCUCAUCCUGCAGAGACUGCUGGGCCCCAGCGCAGCAGCGGACAUCCUGCAGCUCUCCAGCUCCCUGCCCCUGCAGUCCCGCGGCCGCGCCCGCCUCCUGGUGGGCAACGAGGACGUGCACAUCAUCGCCCGCUCGGACGACGAGCUGCUGGAUGACUUCUUCCACGAGCAGAGCAGCACCGGAGGACAGGCCGGCACUCUCUCCAGUAUCCCCACGGCCCUGACCAGGUGGACAGAUGAGUGCAAGGUGCUGGAUGCCGAGAGCAUGCACGACUGUGUAGCAGUGGUGAAGGUGCCAAUCCUGCAGCACCUGGAGAGCCUGCGAGAUGAGGAGCUGGAAGAGCGCCGGGAGAAGAGGAGGAGGCAGCUUGCUGAGGAGGAGGAAGCCAAGCAGAGCGAGCGGAGGGCUUCGGGGGCGGAGGACAGCAGGGAGCAGAGCCUGCAGGUCAGCAGAUGGAGAGAGGGUCCUGGAUUGGGGGUGGUCAAUGGCGCAGAGAACACUGCAGAAGGUGAGCAGGCCCACGGUGCUCCUGGGUCCUGCCUGGAUCCCCCAAGGGUCUCUGAGGGCUUCCUCACAGCCCCCCCAUCAGGAGAGGUGACCCCCACCACCCCUGCUCCGCAUGAGCAGGCCCUAGUCUCCCUGGAGACUGCCAUCAGCCAACAGGUCCAUCAGCCUAUUGCUGACCUGCUGCUUGCGGAGUCGCACGCCAGCUCGCUGGCCGCCCUGGCCGUAGCAGAGGCCUCCCAAAUGGAAAUGUCCCCGGCCCCCACAAUCGGUGAGAGAGGAGAAAGUGGUGGUGGUGGAGGAGGUGGAGCAGUGGACGGAGGCAGGGAAGCCUCCCUCAGUCCAGAUAUUGCCGAGCCUGUUGCGGUGGGCGUGUCGCAGCUGGAGGGGUCGCCCAUGGAUACCAGCAGCCCUGCUUCCACCACGCUGGAGGAAGCCGCUCCCAACCCCGCCCAGACCGCCCACCUCUCCCAGGAGCUGUCGGGCAGCGCUGGCAGUGCGGACAGCGGGCUGACCGACAGGCAGACGGACGCAGAGACUGGAUCCACCACUGUCUCGUCACCCGGGGAGACUAUGCCCCGGAGUGACAGCGCUGAUAGCCAAUCCCAGGCCAUCCAAGAGGAGCCGCUGCCCUCGACCAGCAACGACGACGAAGACCCACUAGCAGGCAUCAAUCUGCCGGAGGGUGUGGACCCCUCGUUUCUGGCGGCCCUCCCCGAGGAUAUUCGGCGCGAGGUGCUCCAGAACCAGCUGGGCAUCAGGCCCCCCUCCCGGCCCCCUGUCACCUCCAGCCUGCCUUCCUCCACCACCCCCGUGCUGAGCGGCCCCGGGGUCACCGAGGUCAGCCCAGAGUUCCUGGCUGCGCUGCCGCCCGCCAUCCAGGAGGAGGUGCUGGCCCAGCAGCGGGCCGAGCAGCAGCGCCGGGAGCUGUCCCAGCAGCCCACCCAGGGGGACACGCCCCUGGACCCCGUGACCUUCAUCCAGACCCUGCCCUCGGAGCUCCGCCGCAGCGUGCUGGAGGACAUGGAGGACAGCGUGCUGGCCGUCAUGCCCCCGGACAUCGCCGCCGAGGCGGCCGCGCUGCGCCGCGAGCAGGAGGCCCGCCAGAGGCAGCUGAUGCACGAGCGCCUGUUCGGCCACAGCUCGUCCUCGGCCCUGUCGGCCAUCCUGCGCUCCCCGGCCUUCACCAGCCGCCUGGGCAGCAACCGCGGCGUGCAGUACACCCGCCUGGCCGUGCAGCGCGGGGGCACCUUCCAGAUGGGAGGCACCAACCACAACAGACCUUCCAGCUCCACGGUGGACUCCCUGCUGCGUCUGCGCGGCCGGCUCCUCCUGGACCACGAGGCCCUCUCCUGCCUGCUGGUGCUGCUGUUUGUGGACGAGCCCAAGCUCAACACCAGCCGGCUGCACCGCGUGCUGCGCAACCUGUGCUACCACUCGCAGACGCGCGGCUGGGUCAUCCGCAGCCUGCUGUCCAUCCUGCAGCGCAGCAGCGAGAGCGAGGUGUGCGUGGAGACGACGCGCCUCGACGACGCCCGUGGCAAGAGGAACCCGCAGGGGGGCUGCGCCGCCAAGUCUGCCGCAGCCGCCGCCGCCGCCUCCUCCCUCUCCUCCUCCUCUUCGUCGUCCUCGUCAUCCGCCUCGUCCUCCUCUUCCUUGGAGCUACUGAACAGGGUGGAAUCCCGCAGCUCCAGCCAACUGUCCUGGCUCUCCGUUUCAAUGGACGCGGCCCUGGGCUGCCGGACAAACAUUUUCCAGAUCCAGCGGGCGUCGGGCAGGAAGCACGCCGACCGCCACUCGGCGGGGGGCACGGGCCCCGGAGCGCUGGGAGCAGGCGUAGGAGGGAUAGCCGGGCCGCCCCCAGGGGUCACGUGCACAGGAGGUGGAGGGUCCACCGUGCACAUCCACCCGCAGGCUGCGCCCGUGGUCUGUCGCCAUGUCCUGGAUACCCUCAUCCAGCUGGCCAAGGUUUUCCCCAGCCACUUCACCCAGCAGCGCUGUAAGGACCUGUCGACGUCGCCCUCCGACCUGGACGCCCGUCUGUGUUUGGCCACGGCCGGGGCGGCCGGCGUGCUCGGCGGAGUGGUCGUCGGCGCCCGUUCGAGCAGCAACAGCGCCGCCUCCAACGUCUCCUCGGCUCCCGCCACCACCCCCAACUCCCUGGGUUCCUGCGUCAUCACGCCCCAGUCCCUGGGCAUCUCCACCGACUUCUGGGACCUGCUCGUCAAGCUGGACAACAUGAAUGUGAGCCGCAAAGGCAAAGCCUCCAUGAAGACGGUGCCUUUAGGGGGCGGCCCCGAGGCGGAGGGCGCCCAGUUCAGCCUGGAGGCGUCCCCUCUGGGCCAGCUGAUGAACAUGCUGUCCCACCCCGUGAUCCGCCGCAGCUCUCUGCUCACGGAGAAGCUGCUGCGCCUGCUCUCCCUCAUCUCCAUCGCUCUGCCCGACAACAAGGCCACCGAGGUGCCCGCCGGCCACCCCGCCCCGCAGGCCGCCGGCUCCAGCACGGCCGGGGCCGCGGGGGUGGCGGCCGGGGCCGCCGGCCUGAGCACCCUGACGGCGGGCUCUGCCCAGGUGGCUGCCACGGGGCUGGUGGGAGCUGUGGUGCAGGGCUCGUCUUCACUGGCCAGCCUGGCGGCCUCUCACAUGGCCGCCUCCGCCGCGAGCUCUCUGCCCACCUCCACUGUUAACAUUUCAACCGGGAAGCAAAGGAUUGCUGUUUGCAGCAAUGAAAUUGAUUCUAAGUUGGCCUCCACUGGACUCACUGAGAAACAACUACAACUCUCAGUGGAGGUGCUGACCUCUCACUCGUGCUCCGAGGAGGGUCUGGAGGACGCCGCCAACAUCCUGCUGCAGCUGUCCAGAGGCGACGGCACCACCCGAGACACUGUCCUCCGCCUGCUGCUCAGUGGAGCCCGACACCUGGGCUACACGCUCUGCAAACAGAUCGGCACGCUACUGGCGGAGCUCCGGGAGUACAACCUGGAGCAGCAGAGACGGGCCCGGGCCGACGCCCUGUCCCCCGACGCCCCCCCUGAGGACUCCUCCAUGACUAGGCUCAAGGGCAAGGUCCCCAGCAGGCGGGGCCGCAGGUUCGAUGGCUCGGAGAGUGUGGUGAUCGUGGCGGCUCAGAAGCGCACGCUGGGCGGCCGCGAGCUGCAGCUGCCGUGCAUGAGCUCGCUGACCUCCAAGACGUCCACGCAGAAGUUCUUCCUGCGCGUGCUGCAGGUCAUCAUCCAGCUGCGGGAGGACACCCGCCGUGCCAACAAGAAGGCCAAGCAGACGGGCCGGCUAGGCUCCACCAGCCUGGGCUCGGCCAGCAGCAUCCAGGCGGCGGUGCGGCAGCUGGAGGCCGAGGCCGACGCCAUCAUCCAGAUGGUGAGAGAGGGCCAGCGGGCACGCCGCCUCCAGCAGGCCCCCCCGCCCACCGCCUCUGCCGCCGCCGCCGUCGCUACCUCCGCCGUCACGGGAACCUCCCUGGCUGCUCCCCAUGCCCCCGCCGCCACCGCUGCCCCCCCUCCCGGCACGGUUGCCGCUGCCACGUCUGAGGGGCAGUCUGUGUCUGAGGCCCAGGCAGCCCAGAGGGAUGAAUCCCCCAUGGAUGUAGACCAGCCGUCACCUCUGGACCAGGACGCAGUUCCCCUUGAUGACGAGGGCAACAGCCAAUCAGAGAGUGAGGAGAGACUUCCUGACCUGCCCCUGCUCAGCGAGCAGCUUCUAUUGGACGAGCUGUGGGACAUGCUCGGGGAGUGCCUGAAAGAGCUGGAGGAGUCACAUGAUCAGCACGCAGUAUUGGUUCUCCAGCCCGCCGUGGAAGCCUUCUUCCUGGUCCACGCCACGGAGCGAGAGAGCAAGCCCCCGGUCAGGGACACCCGGGAGAGCCAGCUGUCCCACAUCAAGGACGAGCCCCCUCCCCUGUCCCCAGCGCCCCUCACCCCCGCCACACCCUCCUCCCUGGACCCCUUCUUCUCCCGGGAGCCGUCCUCCAUGCACAUUUCUUCCAACCUGCCCCCCGACACCCAGAAGUUCCUCCGCUUCGCUGAAACCCACCGCACAGUGCUUAACCAGAUCCUGCGCCAGUCCACCACCCACUUGGCUGAUGGGCCCUUUGCAGUUUUGGUCGAUUACAUUCGCAUACUUGAUUUCGAUGUGAAGAGGAAAUACUUCCGGCAGGAGCUGGAGCGUCUGGACGAGGGCCUGAGGAAGGAGGACAUGGCCGUGCAUGUGAGGCGAGACCACGUGUUCGAAGACUCGUACCGGGAGCUCCACCGCAAGAGUCCCGAGGACAUGAAGAACCGUCUGUACAUCGUGUUUGAGGGGGAGGAGGGCCAGGACGCCGGCGGGCUGCUCCGGGAGUGGUACAUGAUCAUCUCCCGGGAGAUGUUCAACCCCAUGUACGCCCUGUUCCGCACGUCGCCCGGCGACCGCGUCACCUACACCAUCAACCCCUCGUCGCACUGCAACCCCAACCACCUGAGCUACUUCAAGUUCGUGGGCCGCGUGGUGGCCAAGGCCGUGUACGACAACAGGCUCCUCGAGUGCUACUUCACCCGCAGCUUCUACAAGCACAUCCUGGGGAAGAGCGUCAGGUACACGGACAUGGAGAGCGAGGACUACCCCUUCUUCCAAGGCCUGGUGUACCUGCUGGAGAACGACGUCUCCACGCUGGGCUAUGAACUGACGUUCAGCACUGAGGUCCAGGAGUUUGGCGUGUGUGAAGUGAGGGACUUAAAACCCAACGGCGCCAACAUCCUGGUCACAGAGGAGAACAAGAAGGAAUACGUGCACUUGGUCUGCCAGAUGAAGAUGACAGGCGCCAUUCGGAAACAGCUGGCGGCCUUCCUCGAGGGCUUCUAUGAGAUCAUCCCCAAGAGGCUGAUCUCCAUCUUCACAGAGCAGGAGCUUGAGCUGCUCAUCUCUGGCCUGCCCACCAUCGACAUUGACGACUUGAAGGCCAACACGGAGUACCACAAGUACCAGUCCAGUUCAAUCCAGAUCCAGUGGUUCUGGAGAGCCCUGCGUUCCUUCGACCAGGCGGACCGGGCCAAGUUCCUCCAGUUUGUUACCGGUACCUCCAAGGUGCCCCUGCAGGGCUUCACGGCCCUGGAGGGAAUGAACGGCAUCCAGAAGUUCCAGAUCCACCGCGACGACCGCUCCACUGACCGCCUACCUUCUGCUCACACCUGCUUUAACCAGCUGGACCUUCCAGCCUAUGAGAGCUACGAGAAGCUUAGACAUAUGCUGCUGUUGGCCAUUCAGGAAUGCUCCGAGGGAUUCGGAUUGGCCUAGACACUGAGACUCUCGACACGCACAUACAAACACACGCAAACACACAGACACAACGCGUCCACACACGAGUUAGACUUGACUACCUUUGACACAUUUAUACUGAUGGCCCAUAAUGCACGCACACAUACACACCAUUCAGUGUCAUUACUGGAAUACAUGUUGAAUGGCCUAGACUUACUGGUUUUUUUAAUAAAUAUAAAGAUGGAUAAAACCAGCAAGCGAAACGGACUGAUUGACAUUGCCUACUACACAGAGCCUCAUGUGGACACAUCAGUGUCUCCCUUUCCAGAUUAAUGGCAAAGGCAAACAGUGCAUUGAGAGGAUUAAAAAAAAUACAUGGACUAAUAUAAGAGACAUUUUCUCCAUUUAGUUUGAUUUCUCUGUACAAAAGGUUUGGGAGUUUAUUAUGUUUAAUCUUUUUUUGUUCUUCUCUGGCUGUGUAAAAAAGGAGAAGGAUGUGUGUGUGUGUGUGAAACAGGAUGGUUAUAAAACCUUUGGGGAAAAAUGUUGGUUGUUUCUUGUUGCAUAUUUGUGACCUCACAAGCCUUGAAGAUGGGGAACAUUUUUAUGGGGGGAAAAAAAGAACAACUUGAAAAGUUUGAGAUAUUCACGAAAAUGCACUUUUCAAACGUUUUGUGGCAUUUUUAAGGAAGGAUGGUACAUAAAAAAUGAAAACACCUGAAGGAGAUACAGAAAUUAACCAUAAAUUCUAGAGUAUUUUUGGCUAUUAAAUCGCUGACCCAGCCUUGAGCCUUUGAAUCAGAGUGAAAUAACUACAUGAAUAAAUGCAUAAAAUUGA